CCUGUCAUGUUAUUCUGACGUUAUUAUUGUUGUUUAUGUGCGAAAGAAAUUCAGCAAUAUUGCACGAGAUUGAAAGAAUUUGUUGAAUUACUGGUACAAUGGUAUAAAUUUCAAGAUGCCGAGAAGUCUGCCAUUAAGAAUAAGUAUAAGAGACUGUUUCGUUUUAGUUUUAUUAGUUAUAUUUAAUACUAUUCACAUUACUGAUAUGGCUAACAAUAAUAUGGACGUACAGAGCAAAGAAAGUAAAAUGAAGGAUGAUUCAAAUGACAAAGGGGUGAAUUUUAGUGAUAAUGAAGAAUACUUGAAGAGUUGUCACUUUGCUGACCAGGACGCUGCUGAAUGUUCCUCUCUUCAGUAUCCUUGUAUAACUUGUGAUCGCAGCAUAGAUUGUCGAUAUGGAGGCUUCUAUAAUUACUCCUGCACUGUCAAACCAAAAAUAGUUUGCAAUGGUAGCAAAACCUUCAACAGGACUGCUAUGUGUAGAUUUUGUUAUCAAACAGAGAAAUGGGAACAUCGCUGUGACCAGAAAGCAAACUGCAAUUCUCUGGCAUCACCGCUGAAGUUUUACUUGACUAACUGCACAGUGUCAGAUGAUGUGCUGUGUCUAGGAAAGCGCAGGUUCCUAAAGAAGAUUCAAUGUUCCUGGACUGCCGGCACUCGCUGGGGUACGGCAGUGAUCCUUGCGCUCACCCUCGGAGGAUUUGGAGCUGAUCGGUUCUACCUUGGCCACUGGCAAGAAGGCAUUGGAAAACUUUUCAGCUUCGGUGGACUGGGAGUCUGGACUCUAGUAGAUGCCUUACUUAUUGGAAUUCACCACCUCGGGCCAGCCGAUGGCUCCCUCUACAUUUAAAUAAUUGUCUCAGUUGUCUUUAAUUAAUUUAGUGUCUCUGUAAUUUACUUAUUUAUUUUUAAUAGAAUUAUCUUUUGUUUUAA
Spodoptera frugiperda (fall armyworm) is the source of this 933-nucleotide messenger RNA. It is a transcript of the gene amx, whose product is annotated as TM2 domain-containing protein almondex. The coding region runs from base 116 to 850 and encodes 244 amino acids. The transcript is spliced from 4 exons. The record is from RefSeq and is a predicted model, not a curated record. Lineage: Eukaryota; Metazoa; Arthropoda; Insecta; Lepidoptera; Noctuidae.